Molecule: messenger RNA, 840 nt
Organism: Caenorhabditis briggsae
Lineage: Eukaryota; Metazoa; Nematoda; Chromadorea; Rhabditida; Rhabditidae
Gene: Cbr-prx-2
Product: Protein CBR-PRX-2
Exons: 4
Coding region: 1-840 (279 amino acids)
Biological process (GO): protein import into peroxisome matrix
Cellular component (GO): peroxisomal membrane
Molecular function (GO): zinc ion binding
Source: RefSeq, a predicted model, not a curated record
AUGGCUUGCCAAUGCCUUCGUGUCGAUCAACUGGAUGCUCAUGUUCUCGAUUCUGAAAUCAGAACAAUUGCUCAAGAUUCUGUGGAUGAUAUCGUCAAUCAGAUGCCAGUUUGGAUUUCCAGAGUGUUUGAAAAAUUACGGCCUGAAUUGAAAGUGACUCUGGAUGCGGUUUUGUGGACUCAUCGAUUUUCUAGAGGUGCAUCACCGGGACAAGAGCAGAUGGAUAUAGCGUAUUCGGGAUACAGUCCAAAGUUGAUAACCCAACAUUUUGUGAUGGAAGUUUUUCUUCCUUAUAUCACUCGACGAUUGACAGAUUUGAGUGGAAGAAUGGAGUUUGCCAGGAGUUAUGCAAAACUUGAAGCAAUCUUUGAACUCGGAAGCCUUCUACACUUCUUAUACUUUCUCCGAUCUGGUGGCCAUUCAACUCUGACAGAAAGCAUACUUUCUCUUCGUAACUGGAACAACCAUCAACCAACAAUUUCAUCGGUCAACUACGAUAACCAAAAUCGGGAGCUCAUGUGGCAUGCAUUCCGUGACGUCAUUCUUCUUACCUACCCAUUCAUCGAAAGAAUUCGCCAACGAGUCGUCAAAAAACAAAAACUUGUUAGAAAGUUCGGUUCAACGAUCGGAGGAUCUGAUAUCGAAUGUGUUGUUUGUGACAAGCCGGCUGUUAUUCCGAUGAUUGGUCAGAAGUGUGGACACGUGGCAUGUUAUACCUGUGUUGCCACUUCUGGGAACUCUAUGACAUGUUCGUUAUGCUCAGAAGAUAAAGAGGAACAACGAAUGGAUUUUUUGGCCAAGAAGUUAGAAGAAGAUUCGACGAUUUUGAUUGAUCAGUAA